Messenger RNA from Medicago truncatula (barrel medic), 1993 nucleotides. RefSeq names its product hydroquinone glucosyltransferase. The transcript has a single exon. Lineage: Eukaryota; Viridiplantae; Streptophyta; Magnoliopsida; Fabales; Fabaceae. The record is from RefSeq and is a predicted model, not a curated record. The coding region runs from base 92 to 1507 and encodes 471 amino acids. Gene Ontology annotation, molecular function: UDP-glycosyltransferase activity.
CUCACUUGUUACAAAACAAUCUUCAACAAAUUAUUAAAUACACAUCUCACAAAUUAUCUUUCUUUUUCUAUAAUCACUUAUCUCAACUUUUAUGCACAUUAUGAACAAAAAACCAUGCAUUGCUAUGGUUCCUUCCCCUGGACUAAGCCAUUUAAUUCCACAAGUUGAAUUUGCCAAACAAUUACUUCAACAUCACAAUGAAUUCAUUGUCACAUUCAUCAUUCCAACACUUUCUCCUCUUACUCCUUCAAUGCAACAAGUCUUGAACAAUCUUCCACCAAACAUAGACUUCAUUCUUCUUCCUCAAGUAAAAAAUAUUCAACAAAGCCAUGAUCCUGCAGCACAAAUGAAACUCAUUGUGAAACAUUCUAUUCCAUUUCUUCAACAAGAAGUUAAAUCACUCAUUUCCAAAACUAACCUUGUUUCUUUAAUCUUCAGUAUAUUUUCAACAGAUGCAUAUGAAGUUGCCAAACAAUUUAACUUGUCUUCUUACCUUUUCUAUGCCUCAGGAGCUGUUCCAACAUCAUUUUAUCUCACUCUUCUGAAUCUCGACGACUCUAUUUCCUCGGAAAUAGAGUUCUUAGAGUCAGCUUAUGAAACUGUGAAUGUUCCAGGUAGUAUAGUCCCUUACCAUAUCAAAGAUAUUCCUGAUCCACUUCUAUGUGAAAGAUCAAGUUUAGAGUACAAAUCAUUUCUUGAUGUGUGUCAAAAAUUCUCAUUAGUUGAUGGUGUUAUCAUAAACACUUUCAAUGAUUUGGAACCUGAGGUCAUAAGGCUUCUUCAAGAAAAAGAGAAACCUUGUUUUUAUCCAGUGGGACCCCUCCACAGAAAUGAGUCUAAUUGUGAAGAUAACAUUAAUUCAAUGUGUUUAAGGUGGUUGGAGAAUCAACCACCAAGUUCUGUUCUUUAUGUAUGUUUUGGGAGUGGUGGAACAGUUUCUCAUGAACAACUCAAUGAGUUAGCAUUUGGACUAGAAUUGAGUGGUAAGAAAUUCUUGUGGGUUGUUAGAGUUCCAAGUAAAGUUGUUAGCUCUGCUUAUUUUGUUGGAGAAAAAGAUGAUCCAUUAGAUUAUUUACCAAGUGGUUUUCUGGAAAGAACCAAAGAAAAUGGAUUGGUUGUUCCAUCAUGGGCACCACAAGUUGAGAUUCUUGGUCAUGGAUCAAUUGGUGGUUUUUUGAGUCAUUGUGGUUGGGGUUCAACUUUGGAGAGUGUGGUUAAUGGUGUGCCUAUGAUUGCAUGGCCUCUAUUUGCUGAACAAAGGAUGAAUGCCAAAUUAUUGACAGAUGAGCUCAAGGUGGCUGUGAGGCCAAAGAUUGAUGAUGAAAGUGGGAUAGUGAAAAGAGAAGAAGUUGCCAACUGUGUAAAGAGAAUCAUGGAAGGUGAUGAAAGCUUGGAAAUACAAAAGAGAAUUAAGGAAUUGAGUGUUGGUGCUGCUGUUGCAACAAGUGAAAAUGGUUCAUCUAAGAAGGCACUCUCUUCUUUAGCAUCGAGAUUGCAAAACUUUUGAGCAUCCUGAUUCAUUCAUGACUAAUUUUUCUUGUAUUAUGGCUUUACUUGUAAACAAUUAAACAUGGUUUCAAGAUUCUGAAUGCAGAACCUAAGGAAUAUGGAGCAUGGACCUUUCAAGAUACUAGUUUCUUAUUCUUUUCGGAUUCAGAUUUGCUCGGAUGAUGGUAAAGUUCUGAUAAUCCAAGUUUUAUAGUUAGUGAUCAUUGUAACUUGAAUUCCCUGCAUUCCACCUAUAGAAACUUAAGGCAUAUGCAUCCUCAAGUUUUCCUUUGCCUUUCCUAUCUUGACAUGCAUUUAGCUAUUGAGUUUUUAUUUUGGAAGAACUAUUUGUCUUGCUUUUACCAUUUCAUGCAUUAGGAGAAAAGAGUCAAAGUGGUUUGUUAUAUGUAAUAUCAUUGUAAACUUGAACUUCCUUGAAUGAUUUGUGUUAACUGAAACAACUACGGCUAGAAAUUGGAAUAUGGAACUGUAUUAAUUAUAAAUA